This is a messenger RNA of Arachis stenosperma, 2811 nucleotides long. RefSeq lists its product as uncharacterized. The record is from RefSeq and is a predicted model, not a curated record. Lineage: Eukaryota; Viridiplantae; Streptophyta; Magnoliopsida; Fabales; Fabaceae. The coding region runs from base 1804 to 2766 and encodes 320 amino acids. The transcript has 3 exons.
CUCCAAGAUGAAGCAGCACAAAGCUACGGUUUCUUUGGUUUGGUGAAGAACAGAUACAUCAGCCAUUUCCCUUUUCCUCAGAGCAAGAAUCUGACCGUCAAUACUGAUGGUGCAGCAGGAGAUCCAGGGUCCACAGGGUAUUUCCACGAAGUUAUGUUCGUUCCAGUUCUUAAUCAGCCCUUGUCUUCCAACUGCUACUAUGUUAUAUGGAGGAAAGGAAAGCAUCAAGGGUGGAGGGGAGAAAAGAUGCUGUCAGAUUAACAAGAUUUUAGUAAGAAUUGAUAAAAGAAGAUAUGCAACUGGUGGACUUUCGCUUAGCGAUCUUGCAAUUGGAUUGACAGAAUUUUAGUAAAAUUGGAGUUGUUGAAAAUGUUUUUACGAGUACAAAAUUAGGAAUAUAAAAUCAGGAAUACACUAUAAGAAGGAGGAGCACAAAAAAUAGUUGAUGAGUUUCUUUGUUCUUUUUUAGCUUUUCUAUUUGCUUGUUAUUGUUCUUGCUCUAUUUAUUGUGUUGAGCUCUUUUGUUAAAAAAAAAACAAAAAUAUCUUCUAAAAAGAUGUUCGUCUUUAAAUGCUCUUUCGAGUUACAUUUUUUAUCAAUUAAAUAAAGGAUCCCGCAAGAGAGACAAUGAGCUAUUAAGUUACAAAAUGAACAUCCCCUAUACUAAGCUUAAACUGAUUUUGGAGUUCACAAAGGAUCGAACUAAGGUAACACUAAUGGUUAUAUCUCUAAUACUCCUUAAACCUCCAUUAUACACAUUGUACAAAUAUUCCAUUAGCUUCUCAUACUUUCCCUUAAAUAAAUAUUAACUCUCUAUUUAUUAUAUUUCUAAAACGUAUUAGCAUUAGAUUCUAAAGAUUUAAAAAAAUUAACAAAAAAUAACGAAUAAUCAAGUAGUUCAAUUUCUGUUGAUAAAAUUUUUUUUGACACAGUACUAUCUAAGAUUUCCACAUAAAUAUUUGUUUUUGGCACAUUAGUAUUUUUUUUUUCAUGAAAGAGUGUCCGUUAUGGAAGAAGAUUGUCUGUUCGUGUAACAAUUUGAAUCCCAAGGUUAUACUUUUUAGUCAGACUUUACCGGUGAAGGGUGGCCUCUGGAAAGAGAUCUAUCAGUUGGAUAUAAAAGCACAACAGAUAAAAGAAAAAGUUAUUAGUGGGAUGGCAAUGGAAGUUGAUGAUGGACAAAGGACACUGUUUUGGAAAGAUAACUGGGUCCAGGGUGGUCCUUUGAAAGCACGUUUUCCAAGGCUCUUUUCUGUUUCAAACCAGCAAGGAUCUGUGAUAGGGGAUUAUGGGUUCUGGGAUGGGUUAGAGUGGAUUUGGAAUUUCCUUGGAGGAGGGAGCUGUUUCAAUGGGAGUUGGAACUAGUUCACCGACUUCAUGAUAUGUUAAGACCAGUGAAGCUAUCAGCUGACAGAGAAGAUAAUCUUGUUUGGAAAUUUGAUAAUAAAGGUAUUUUCUCUACUAACUCUUUUCUGCAGGUGUUGCAAUCGGAGACUCUUUCGGAGGAGAUUACGAGUUAUAGCUUCACAAGUUCGAUCUGGAAAGGGUUGGUUUCGCUUAGAAUUGGACUGUUUGGUUGGUUUGUUUUAGUCGGUAGAGUGAAUACUAAAGAAAGGUUGAGUAGAUUAGGCAUAACUCGCCAGCAUGAUAGUAUUUGUGUCUUGUGUAAAAAGGAGAUCGAAUGUGAUCAUCAUUUGUUUGUGUGCUGUGAGUUUACAUGGCAGGUGUGGUGCGUCUGGUUGAGAUGUUUUCAUAGAGAUUGGGCUGUCCUAGGAAGCAUUAAAGGCUUGUUUGAGAGUUGGAAUGGAACACCUAAUAGAAAAGAGAAGCAGAAGAGGUGGCUUACUAGGUUCUUUGCGGUUAUUUAGAACGUCUGGUUGGAACGCAAUAAUAGGAUUUUCAACAAUAAAGAGGGAGGCAUGUACAAGCUCAACGGAAGAGGAUAUGGGAACUACUUGUUUAUGCUGCAAUUCUGUGAAAAAUGUUAAACCAAGACCUUUGGACCCCUUCAACCAAUAUCAACAAUUCCAGAUAAUCAAGAAGCGUUCUGGUUUCCAUGCAAAGUCUGUUGCUUCUGAUGGGAUCCCUCCUUCAUUCUUAAGGACGAAAGGUUGGAAUGUUGAAGCUUCUACACCCAAGAAUUACAAUUUGGAAGAAGCUCUUGGCCUAAAUCAAUUGUUGCGCGGUCAAUUACCGGCAUUUGAUUUCCCAUUGUCUAAUGAUAGUUCUGGUUCUGUGGUUAUUGGGAAUUGGUACUGUCCAUUUAUGUUUGUGAAGGAAGGAAUGGAACUCAAGGAACAAAUGAAAAGAUCUGUGUUUUACACAUUGACACUUGAGCAAAGAUGGGAGAAGAUUUUGUCAAUGAAGAAUAGUAGUGUUAUUGGUAGUAAAGGUAAUGAUAGGGUGUUAGUGGAUGUUGUUGUUGAAACAGAAUUUGCUAUGGUGGGUGGAAAGGAAGCUGAUUGGGGUGAAGGAAAUGGUGUUGAUGGAGUGGUUUGGUUUAGUGUGAGAAGAGAGGUUAGUGUUGGAUUGAAUUUGGUUAUUGUGGAGAGAAUGAAAUGGGAGCAAGAAAGAGGUGGUUGGAUGGGUAGGAAUAAGAGGCAAGAGAGGAUAAUUAGAGAAGAGAAAUUUGGAGGGGCUAUUAAAUGGGAAAAUUUUGGGUGUUAUGUGCUUGUGGAAAGCUUUGUUUUGAAGAGAAUGGAUGGAAGCUUUGUGUUAACUUAUGGUUUCCGACACACUAAUCAAAUUAUGUGUAAAUGGGAGUGAUGACCACGUUGUUAUUCGUUUCUUAUGUACAUACUAGUUUGGAAA